Fusarium coffeatum is the source of this 684-nucleotide messenger RNA. RefSeq lists its product as uncharacterized. Bases 1 to 684 code for a protein of 227 amino acids. The record is from RefSeq and is a predicted model, not a curated record. Lineage: Eukaryota; Fungi; Ascomycota; Sordariomycetes; Hypocreales; Nectriaceae. The transcript is spliced from 3 exons.
AUGUUAACAUCACGAUCUCUUACAGCUGUCCUGUUCCUGACCGGACAGUCGCUGGCCGAUAACUUUACCAUUUCUAAUGGUCAAAUUUUCACUCCUGGUUUUGUAGUUCUAGAUGCUCCUCAGCCUUACACGCCACUAGGAGGAGAUACGCUGCAUGUGGCCAUAGAUGUAACCGCCAACGGCAAGCUGCCAUUGUCGCAGAAUGACGGCGAUGAUGAUACCGACAACCAGAUCUUCAGUAUAGAGAUGUUCCUGUACAGCUACACUACAGGACGCAACUUUACUAUCUCCAACGGAACGGCGAGCGCUAGUAACGCGAGCUUGGGUGAAAUUAUGGCCCAAGAGCCUGGAAGCACAGUAAAGCAUGUCAACUGGAUUUCCAUCCGACAAAGAUUCAGAUACCAAGGUGACGACUACUACACAAUUUUCGAUGUCCCUAUCUCUGUCAACAACUCGAUCCCGGAGAGUGAUGAUCGUCCGUCUUGUGACCAGCUGUCAAAUGAGCUCCUUUCGCCUGAGGAUAUCGAUGUUGAGGGGGCUAAUGAGGUGGGCGUUUUGUUUGCGCCUGGUGAUGCGACUGAACUUGAUAUCAAUGGGGGUGAGGGCUCGGCAGGGUCUGUUUUUGGUCCGAAGACGGUUGUGUAUGCUGUUUCCUUGAGCAUGUUUAUGGCUGUGUUUCUGUAG